AUGGCCAAAAUCGCCAUUGUUUUCUACUCGUUGUACGGGCACAUCCAAAAGCUCGCUGAGGCCGAGAAGAAGGGCAUUGAGGCUGUGGGCGGCUCUGCCACUCUCUACCAAAUUCCCGAGACGCUCCCACAGGAAGUCCUGACCAAGAUGCACGCUCCUCCGAAGCCUUCUGACAUCGAGAUCGCAACUCCUGCCAUACUCGAGCAGUAUGAUGGCAUUCUUUUCGGUAUUCCCACCCGCUAUGGCAACUUUCCCGCCCAGUGGAAGGCCUUCUGGGACUCCACCGGUGGCCAAUGGCAGACUGGAGCAUACUGGGGAAAGUACGCUGGUGUGUUCGUCUCUACUGGCACGCCGGGCGGUGGACAGGAAUCGACGGCGAUUGCCGCGCUGAGCACCUUCGCCCAUCACGGGUUCAUCUACGUACCCUUGGGCUACAAGACCACCUUCGCUCUCCUGGCGAACUUGGAUGAAGUGCGUGGAGGAUCCCCCUGGGGUGCGGGUACCUUUGCGGGCCCCGACGGCUCCCGCCAGCCCACAGCUCUUGAGCUCGAAUUGGCCGAGAAGCAGGGUGCGGCUUUCUACGGAGCCGUGUCAAAGGCUUUCCCGGCGUGA
Molecule: messenger RNA, 612 nt
Organism: Mytilinidion resinicola
Lineage: Eukaryota; Fungi; Ascomycota; Dothideomycetes; Mytilinidiales; Mytilinidiaceae
Product: flavo protein WrbA
Exons: 5
Coding region: 1-612 (203 amino acids)
Molecular function (GO): FMN binding; NAD(P)H dehydrogenase (quinone) activity
Source: RefSeq, a predicted model, not a curated record